CCGUCAAGUUCACACGUCAUUUUCCUUAUCAAUCGCUUAUCAAAUCAACCAGUCUCGUCACGGCCGAUUCGAGUGGAGAUGUAAAUUCUUCUUAUUUGAAGAACCUAAAUUAGUAGUUCCACUCUUACAUAACCCUCCAGUAUCCAGUUCCACAAGCUUUCAUCCAGCAAAAUGUCGAAAGUGUACAAAUUAGCCGUCACAGCUGCCGACAGAUUCGUCCCCUCCAAACUACGUCCGCUAUGGGAGCAUGAAGCUGGUCCGAAAACCAUAUUCUUCUGGGCCCCUGCCUUCAAAUGGGGUUUGGUGAUAGCUGGGUUGGGUGACUUGAAUCGGCCUGUCGAGACUUUGUCCAUACCCCAGUCCGCGUCCCUAGCAGCCACCGGACUCGUCUGGUCCCGGUACUCCCUUGUAAUCAUCCCAAAGAACUACAGUUUGUUUGCGGUCAAUGUGUUCGUAGCUAUAACCAAUUUAUACCAGAUCGGUAGGGCAUUUAAACACCAGCAGUCUCUGAAAAAUAAACAAGCCUAAAGCUAUUAUACGAUUUUGGUUGCUGUUCGCUUAUUAUCUGUUUAUUGUUAAGAAUUUAGCGCAAAAUGGUUAGGUAUAGUGCCAAAAUUUGUUAUAAGGCAUUGAAAUAUAUUUAUAAUAGCACCAAAAUCGUAUGUAGCCAGCACUGCGCUUAGAUUAGAAAGGGAAUAGACAAUUUUGUUAAAUAUUGUGUAGGCUAGAAAAUCAAUCUCAAUGGGUAUUUAAAGUAAGUGUCUUAUUUAUUUUUAGAAUACAAACCACUUAUACACGCGCUCAAGUAGCUGCACUUUUAUAAAAAUGUGGUUUUAGCAUAAAACCAACUUGUACUGUUUUUCGAUAGGAGAUUUCUUUGGACACAAUUUUUUCGGAAACCUUGAAUUUAACAAUUUUUGAAAUUGUUGUUUAGAUAGAGUUAAUGAAUAUAGCGUCAUUCGUCCAAUAUUGCGCGAAUUAUAUCGCGCAGGCCCAUUAUUGAUUAAUGCUAAUCUAUCGAAACAUAUUUCGGACUAAAUUACGUAGUAUUAAAAUUGAGACUCAAAUUGUUAACGUUUUUAGCUAAAAGUAACGUGAUAAAUUAAAUAGAUAGGUAUUCGCUCUACUUAAAUUGUAUUAUACAAAGGGGGAAUUAUAAAACAGUAACAUUCAGUUAUGUUGUUUUAAAAACAAAUACCCCGUCUCUUCAAUCAGCCUCAUCAACCUGGGAUUAAUAUAGUAAAGUAGGUAGAGCUAAUUUAUAAAAUCGUAUUUAUCACGGCUUUUCUAAAUUCUAAGAAGUGAUUUAAUUUAUUCGGUGCUCUAAAUUAAGGUAUAAGUGGUUGUUCCAUGCUAUUGUGAUAUGAUACGUAAGGACAUCAAGUUUAUGAUGAUAGUUUGUGCCCGAUGCAAGCAAAGAAUUUUAUUAAGAGAUUUUUCUAAGGGUUGGAAACUUUAUUGGGUCUAAAAACUAAAGACCUAGAAAAAAGUUAUUUUAAAUUAAGGCCUAAUUUUAUACAUUGCCGGAAAGAAAAACAUUAAUAUAAUGUUAAAUCUUAAUUACACAGGCCGAAUUUUAAUAAGUAUAGGUUUUGUUGUUUAAAAUUGGCCCUGAAUUCAGCCUUUUGUCUAUAUUCUCAUUUUUUUUUCUUUUCUUGCAUCGUAUGCAAAAACAGUGUAGGUAAUUCUAGUAACAUGCGGGUAUACAAAACAUACCUUUGUAAAUCAAAUGACACAUUAAAAUAUAUAUUUUGUAAAAAUAUUGUUUAUUUUUGUAAUACCUUUUACAAGUGCAAAAUAUAUUUAUUAUUUAAUGA
Messenger RNA from Ostrinia nubilalis (European corn borer), 1817 nucleotides. Its product is annotated as mitochondrial pyruvate carrier 2-like. The transcript has 3 exons. Lineage: Eukaryota; Metazoa; Arthropoda; Insecta; Lepidoptera; Crambidae. Gene Ontology annotation, cellular component: mitochondrial inner membrane. The record is from RefSeq and is a predicted model, not a curated record. Gene Ontology annotation, biological process: pyruvate import into mitochondria. Gene Ontology annotation, molecular function: pyruvate transmembrane transporter activity. The coding region runs from base 172 to 528 and encodes 118 amino acids.